Eremothecium cymbalariae DBVPG#7215 is the source of this 3972-nucleotide messenger RNA. RefSeq names its product Rho family guanine nucleotide exchange factor ROM2 (gene ROM2). The record is from RefSeq and is a predicted model, not a curated record. Gene Ontology annotation, biological process: intracellular signal transduction. NCBI's taxonomy places the organism in Eukaryota, Fungi, Ascomycota, Saccharomycetes, Saccharomycetales, Saccharomycetaceae. Bases 1 to 3972 code for a protein of 1323 amino acids. Gene Ontology annotation, molecular function: guanyl-nucleotide exchange factor activity. The transcript has a single exon.
AUGAGGGAAUCGCGAGAGAUAGAGAUGGAUGCGAUACGGAGAAAGUAUUUUGCUGAGGUUUUUGGGGUUAAGAGGCCGGUUGUUGGGGUUGAAGGGGGCAAUGUUUGUGUGCGCGGGGCUGAGAGAGGGCGGGUGGAAGCGUUAGUUUGUGAAGAGUUACUGAUGGAGAUUGAAAGCGACUUUCAGCUGGCUUUGGCACGGGGGAGAGGUGAUGGCGGGAUGGUGGGUGGCACAGAGUUCGCAGGCGGAGAGGGGUUUUCUGUGGCAGAUAUGACUGGGUCAUCCAAGUAUGGUUAUGAACAAGCUUGUUCAGGGCAGCCGAUGCCUAUGGUUGAUAGACCACAGUCGCACAUGUCACAACAGCAUCAUAAUCUAGCGCCUAUUGAGACGCCUCCACGUACGCCUAUCCAGACUAUGAGUCCGCGCAGGUCGCAUAGCGAGAUACAUAUGGAGAGGACAAACGGGCAUGUGGAGCCGCAGUAUUCUGUUUCUUCAAAGGUACGGGGCCAGGUGGAAGAUGCUAUUGGUGGUGGCGGCAUUCAAUGCGAAUCACCGGUCACACCGCCUGGCUCCAUGAUCAAGAGAUCGCCCAGGCAGACGUUUGGAAUUUUCUCCAAGACUAGUGGUAAAGAUCUUCACUCGGAAUACCAUCAGGCGCUGCAGAAUCAGCACACCUCGAUGCGUACAAGAUCUUUCACGUCAACGACUCUCAAAAAUUUUACUUCUUCUCUUCAGCAGAAACGGAAAACUGCGAGUGGUAGGAUUACUCCGCAAAAAUAUAGCCCUUCACAAAGCACGUUUGAACAGCAACAGUUAUUGCAGCAACCACAACAACCACAAAAUCAGCAUCAAUUACAACAUCAUCAGGGACAGGUAUGGCAACAGCCGCAACCGCAGCAGCAAUUCCAAUACCAGUAUAAUGAACAGGCUGCAAACAGCAUUAAUAAUAUUAACAGAGCCUCGACCACUGGAUCUGGGAUUCGUACGAGACAUUCAUCAGCUUCUUUAAACGGCAGUAUUGCCACAAGAUACGCACAGUCCACACCUGUAUUACCGCAAAUAAGCACAUAUAUGCAACACCACCGCUCAACUUCAACACUAUAUUCGAAACAAAUUAUAGCGUCUAGUUCUAUGAAGAGACCUCAGGUUUAUCCUGCGAUGCUAUCACGUGUCGCAACGAGGUUUAAGAAAGUCACACAAUUGGGUGAGCACAAGAAGGACGGCUUACUUUACAGAGACGCAUUUACCGGGCAGGAAGCUGUUGACGUGCUCUCCUCCAUAAUAAGAACCUCGGACCGGAAUUUAGCAUUGUUACUUGGACGUGCUUUAGACGCCCAAAAGUUAUUCCAUGAUGUUGUGUAUGAACAUAGAUUGCGCGAUUCUCCCAAUGAAGUUUAUGAAUUUACAGGGAACUCUAGAAUUAUUGGUGGAGCUGGUAGCUUGGAUGCUGCAGCUGCAGCUGCUUCCAUGUACGCUAUGGAUUCUGGUGGUCCAGAUUCUAUGCUUCUAAAAGGAGGAGGAUCUUUGCUGUCGCCAAGUAAUACAACCUCAGCUAUGACGAUGUCCACGAUAUAUUCGACCAAUUCUGGUUUCAGUGAUAUGCAUUUUACUGCUACCGAAAAUAUUGACCCUGAUACGCUACAUGGUGUUAAUGGUGUAUUUACAUUACUAGCAGAGUGCUAUUCGGCUACAUGUACUCGCGAUCAGCUGUGUUAUUCUAUUUCUUGUCCUAGGAGAUUGGAACAACAAGCACGUUUGAACCUGAAGCCGAAUGGUGGUUUACAACGCAAUAUCUCAUUAGCGAUAAACGAUGAUGAAGAAGAAAAACCUUCAUGGACAAGUUCCGUCGAUGAAGCUAUAUGGUCUAAUUUGUCCAAGAAAGAGAUAAAGAGGCAAGAGGCCAUAUAUGAGGUGUUUAUCACAGAGAAGAAUUUCGUGAAAUCAUUGGAAAUUAUCAGAGAUACUUUUAUGAAGAAAUUGGCAGAGACUAACAUUAUCCCUGCUGAUAUAAGAAAAAACUUCAUUAAACAUGUAUUUGCGCAUGUAAACGACAUCUAUUCUGUAAACAGAAGGUUUCUUAAUGCAUUAAGUGAAAGGCAAAAGGCGUCUCCAAUAGUGGAAGGAAUUGGGGAUGCGUUUUUGAAGUUUAUUCCAUUUUUUGAACCUUUUGUACUAUAUGUUGCAUCGAGACCAUAUGCGAAAUAUUUAAUUGAAACUCAACGGUCAGUAAAUCCAUAUUUUGCCCGAUUCGAUGAGGACCUAAUGAAUUCUAAGUUGCGACAUGGUAUUGAUUCAUUCUUAUCACAAGGUGUGUCAAGGCCCGGAAGGUACAUUUUGUUGGUUCGAGAGAUUAUUAAAUCGUCAGAUCCGGAGAAAAACAAAAGGGAUUUAGAGAGUUUAACAAGGGCGAUGGAAGCAUUAAAGGACUUUAUGAAACGUAUUGACAAGGCUAGUGGUGCUGCUCAGGAUAGACAUGAUGUGAAGUUACUAAAACAAAAGAUUUUAUUCAAAAAUGAGUAUGUCAACAUGGGAUUGAAUGAUGAGAAACGUAAAAUCAUGCACGAAGGACUAUUGUCACGUAAAGAACUAACAAAAUCUGAUGGUACGGUCACCGGCGACAUUCAGUUUUACUUGUUAGAUAAUAUGCUACUUUUUUUGAAAGCUAAAGCGGUCAAUAAAUGGAACCAGCACAAGGUAUUCCAACGCCCGAUCCCCUUACCGUUACUCUUCGUUUAUCCUGGUGAAGAUAUGCCACCUUUAAAGAAGUACGUCGGCAGUACACCGGACGCAUCUGGGCAGGUGAUUGUACCUGAGAACUACAGCCCAGAAGGAAAUCCUAGAAACGCUGUUACAUUGUUGUAUUAUGGAGCGAAACAGAGGUAUCAAGUUACGUUAUAUGCUGCCCAGUAUGCCGCAAUUCAGACGUUGUUAGAUAAAACGAAACAGGUGCAAACGAAACUAAUAGCUGGUAGUGAUAUAUUCAACAUUAAUAAGAUCAGCGAUAGGUUCUUUGACUACUCAAAUAAAAUCACUAGUGUCGCCUCUUGCGACGGUGGACGCACGCUAUUGAUCGCAACUGUUCAAGGUUUGUUCAAGAGCAACAUCAAACGAGAAAAGAUCCGGGACUCUGACAAAAUCACUACUCAUUUUUCUACACCUAUUAAGAUCGUACAGAGGAGUAAUGUAACACAAGUCGCUGUAAUGGAAGAAUUCCAAUCCGUUCUUCUGUUAGUGGACAAGAAGUUAUACAGCUGUCACAUGGAUCUUCUGCUGCAAGGAGACAAUGGGACUCAGUACUUUAAAAAACAUGCAAAAGAAGUGGUCAACCAUGUCAGCUUUUUUGCAGAAGGUGAUUGUAAUGGUAAGCGCAUCGUCGUUACUGCCCAUGCCUCUGCCCAUGCGAUUAAAUGGUUCGAGCACGAGCAUCCACUGCUUAUGGAAGGUGGCAAGCGUAGCAUGAAACGCAAAAUUAACGAAGUACAACUCGAUUCCGAACCCGUUUCCAUCUCUUUCCUAAGACGCAACCUCUCUAUUGGAUGCAAAAAGGGCUUCCAGAUUGUGUCCCUUUCUCAAGACGUUAAAGAGCCCUUCCUUGACUCUGCAGAUACCUCCUUGGAAUUUGCACUCAAAGACACAUUGAAACCCAUUGCCAUCUACCGCGUCAGCAGCAUGUUCUUCCUGUGUUACUCCGAGUUUGCAUUCUUUGUCAACAAUCAGGGCUGGCGCAAACGCGAAUCCCACACCAUCUACUGGGAAGGUGAGCCCGAAAAGUUCGCUAUCUGGUACCCAUACAUCCUCGCUUUCGACUCCAACUUUAUCGAAAUCAGAAAAAUAGACACAGGUGAAUUAGUCAGAUGCAUCCUAGGCGAUAAAAUCCGUAUGCUACACUCAAGCUCACAGGAAACAAUCUACGUCUACGAAGACGAAAGAGGUUACGACACAAUCGCUUCCCUAGAUUUUUGGGGCAAGUAG